Messenger RNA from Macrosiphum euphorbiae (potato aphid), 411 nucleotides. NCBI's taxonomy places the organism in Eukaryota, Metazoa, Arthropoda, Insecta, Hemiptera, Aphididae. The record is from the annotation of a GenBank genome assembly.
AUGAAGAUAUUUCUUAAUUUUGGACUUCUCCUAUUUUCUGUUGUACCGUGUAUCUUGAUGUUGAUUCAAAACCCAACUAAACUUCAAGAUCGCGACCAUUGGUACGAAGAGGCCCGAUCCGCGUUGAAAAAACGGUUGGCCAGCUUCGAGGGUAAAAUGGGAAGAGCGAAAAACGUGGUGUUUUUAGUAGGCGAUGGAUGGGGCGCGUCUACGUUGACCGCAUCGAGGAUAUUCAAAGGACAGAGACGGGGCAACCAAGGUGAAGAGGAGCAAUUGAUUUGGGAUACGUUUCCCGCUGUGGCAAUGGCAAAGGUAGGAUGUUGGCCACGUUAUUCUAAGAUCUUAUCAAAGUGUUUCGUUGCUAGGACUUUUUUGGUCGUGAGGGUUUGUGUAAAAAAAAAAAAUAUAUAA